Molecule: messenger RNA, 390 nt
Organism: Ustilaginoidea virens
Lineage: Eukaryota; Fungi; Ascomycota; Sordariomycetes; Hypocreales; Clavicipitaceae
Exons: 2
Coding region: 1-390 (129 amino acids)
Source: RefSeq, a predicted model, not a curated record
AUGGGAAAAGCCCUGGAACGUCUAACGCGCUCAAACGAUGUUGAUCUGGUCCUGAGAAUGCGCGGAAUGUCAUCCGAGAACCGCUUCGCCAGGUUCUCAACGGCUCGGACAUCCGAGCUCGGCAAUGCCAUGUAUUCAGCAGCCUUUGCAAUAGAAACAACUCGAUCCCGCGAGUUCGAGCGGCAGACUCGGAUCCGCUCAGUUCGUCAGCAUCCAUCUGCUUGGCAAACUCAAGCAGUCGUUCCUUCCGCGCUUCGUCGUCCAGAAUGGAUGGUCCAGGCGCAGCUGAGACCAUCGCCGAUAGCUUCUCGUCGGGCGCUUGAUGCAGCACAGCUUGUGCAGCAAAUCUGGUGCCGAGGUCUGACGCAACUGAGAAGGAGAGACCAGUGA